Messenger RNA from Sordaria macrospora k-hell, 1926 nucleotides. RefSeq lists its product as uncharacterized. Gene Ontology annotation, cellular component: nucleus; endoplasmic reticulum. The record is from RefSeq and is a predicted model, not a curated record. Gene Ontology annotation, molecular function: transcription corepressor activity. NCBI's taxonomy places the organism in Eukaryota, Fungi, Ascomycota, Sordariomycetes, Sordariales, Sordariaceae. Gene Ontology annotation, biological process: endoplasmic reticulum unfolded protein response; phospholipid biosynthetic process; regulation of transcription by RNA polymerase II.
AUGCACCCGCCGUCGUCGCAGAAGCACCAGCAUCAGCACUAUCAGCAGCCGCCGCCGCAACAUCAUCAGCAUUAUGAAUCACAUCAACAACACCAACAACACGACCAGCAGCAUUCUGCACCUCUCCCCAAGCAGGAGCAGACCGACAGCUCCUCGGCUCCUGUCUUGGCCGCCUUGCCUGCAUACCCGACGCUGCCCCCUAUUUGGGACUCGACACAUUCACCCGCAUUGAGUGCAUCUUCCACGUCCACAAUGCAGGCCUCAGCCUCUUCGCUAUCCUCGUUGCCACCGCUUGUUCUGCAUCCUCCCUCCUCAGGACUACAGCCCAACCAACCACGAUCACGCUCGCCAUCGUCGAACCGUUUCCAGACCCGGGAGCCAGCACCAUUAUCGCUCUUCGACGGCAGCCCUACGACUGAACUUCCGCCUAUUCAGCUGAACCGUGAAAGGAGCAGCUCGGAUCACUCCCUCCCGUCGAUAGCAUCUCUGAAUGUUGGGGGCUCGCUCCCAACUCUGCAGCCAACGCCAACACCACAACCUCCUCCGAAGCUCACCUGGCCGAAUUCCAACCCAUUAUCGGCCUACUAUUCCGACAAUGAUAAUGAUGGACGUGGCGCAUCUCCCCAGCAGCGUCAUGACCGAAGAUCGACCAGUGUCAGCCUGGAUGAUCCGCAGGUCAUGAUGGCUAUCUCCGCCCUGAACGAAUUGAAAACUGAUUCAGUUUCAUCCCCUCCCAACCGUAACACACCACUGCGUGGUGGGACGAGAGACCGGAACCAAGAACCCGAGCCUCUACUGUCGCUUAUAACCACAGCCCAUCCGAUCAUCGAAAGCACGGUGCAGCGAUCUUCUCACCUCUACACAAAGACCAAGAACUUUUCGCCCCGUAUCAGAUCAGGCCUCGAAUACGUCGAGGGCUCGCUAAUACCUGUCGCAGACACGGUGAACAAUGUCGGUCGCCGAACCGGAAUCGAGUCCGGCGUCAGAUGGAUUCUUGGAAAGCGGACUAAGAGUUCCAGCGAUACGCGUGAGAGCGGGCAGAACAAGCGGCAUAUGGCUUCUAGGCCUAUGAACGGGACCGGGAGCGAAGCACGGUUUUCGGAGGCUUCGACUACCGAUGGAUCCCGCCGGACUUCGAUUAGCACCAUUGAGACGUUACCCGCCUAUGACGACCAGCGAUCGCCAGCUUACGACGAGACGGUUGAACAAAACGGUCAGUCACUUGAUCCCAAGUCAGCUCUCCAUUCGCAGAUGGGAAGCGGACGGGUCCAGGUCACCACAUCCAGCCUCAAGGAGACCAUGAAGGAGGAAAGUUUACGCUCGCUCAAGUAUGUGCUUGAGACGUUGAGGGAUGUGACCAACACCCUCCAGCAGGGCACCAAUGAGUUGAGCUCCGUACUUGAUCAGUAUGACAGAACGACAACCAGAAGAGAUGGUGAAGACCAUGUCAUGACCGACGGGUCUGCGCCGGAAGAGGAUCGCACGAAGCUGGUGGAGCGUAUGACUGAACUCCGGCAAAACAUUUACUCCAACAUCAAGGAUGUUUCGUCGGUUGUCUCCAACUACACUGGCGCUGCUUUGCCCGAGAAUGCCGGUAACCUUGUCCGCCACCAUCUUCUCAGCCUGCCCAUGGUUUGGAGUCAGGCUAGCAAGAAGACUUCGAGCGAGCAACCAAACUCGCAAGACCCGAAUGCGCUUGUGCGUAAGGCUGCCAAGGUGGCUCUCUCUUUUAGCAAAGAGGGAUUGCAUAUUUUCUCUCAGAUCAUGGAGAUCAUCCGUACCGCAACCGAUCACGCGGAGGACUGGAGAAAUAAGAAGAUGAACCAGUCGGGCCCCAUGAACGGUGCAGAGCAUGAAAUUCGGCUUGUGGUUGACCAACCUCUUCCUCGGGUUGCUACCAUCAAUGGUGAUCUUCCCAUGAGGUAG